AUGUGUCUGUUUACAUCAGGUCCAGCAAAACGGAUCUCUGAUAUGUUUGCUUUUCCUGGACCUGGCUGGUCUCAAAAAAACAAUGGCUCAGGCCUAAUAAAGCCGGCACUCAUAAGACUUUCAGAACACUUGAUGGAUGGAUACAAGAAAGGAAUAAGGCCAGUUUAUGACUGGAGACACACUACAGUAGUGAACAUUGAUUUGAUUGUUUUUGCCAUUUUGGGAAUAGAGGAAAAAAGCCAAGUGUUGAGAAGUUACCUCUGGCUUCUACAGUCCUGGGUUGAUGAAUUUCUCACCUGGGAUCCAACAAAAUUUGACAAAGUCACUCAAAUUUCCAUUCCUAGAGAACUCAUCUGGAUCCCAGAUAUAAUGAUCGUGGAGUUUGUGGACACAACAUUGUCUUUAGAUACUCCAUAUGUGUAUGUUGAUUACCAAGGAAGAAUAAAUAACAACAGACCCCUUGUUGUAGCAACUGCCUGCAGCCUCAAUACACACUAUUUCCCAUUCGAUAUACAACGGUGCUCCAUUUCCUUAACCAGCUGGCUUCACACAAAUAAAGAUGUAAAUGUGUCUUUUGUGGAAAAAAACCACAGGCUGAAUCAAUUCAAGAACAAUUACUUGAAUGACGGAGAAUGGGAUCUUAUCAAUGUUUUCUAUAAAUAUAGACUUCUCAAGGAUUAUGAAAAAAACAUUGGAGAGUAUACUCUAGUUAUCAGAAGAAGACCUCUCUUUUAUACCAUUAGUCUAAUUAUGCCCAGUAUAUUUCUCAUGGUGAUAAAUGUUGCUGGAUUCUACCUCCCACCAGAGAGUGGCGAAAGGAUAUCAUUUAAGAUCACACUUAUUCUUGGUUACUCUGUCUUUCUCAUCAUUGUUGCUGAUACAUUACCUGCAACUGGAACUCCGUUAAUAGGUAUCUACUACUUAAUGUGCAUGGGAUUUCUUAUGGCCAGUUUAAUAGAGAGCAUCUUUAUAGUGCGGAUGGUCCACCAGCACAAUGUUCAUGCAGAAGUUCCCAAAUGGCUUAAACGUUUGGUUCUGGAGAAAUUAAUUUCUGUUCUGGGUAUCCAAAACAAAAUGUUUGAAGAACUCCGGAAAAAUCCCCCUCAUAAACCUCAGGGCAUGGAGACAGAUGGUACUGGUGAAAUAGGAAAUUUCAACGUUGUCCAUCCAAGAGAAAGCCCAAUGCCCACUAAUGCAGUCUUGCCAGUCGCAGAAAAUGAUGGUCUCUUAUCCAAGAUUCUAAAAGAAAUUGUAACCAUCAGGGAGCAUGUAAGAAAUAAUGAUGAAACUAUCACAAAAGAAUGGCUGCAAGUUGCUUACAUACUAGAUAUGUUUAUCUUCCGUGCUUAUCUCUUUGCAAUAAUCACGUUUGCUGUUUCAUUGGUUGCUAUUUGGUCCAUUACGUAUAAGGUGUGA
Nanorana parkeri is the source of this 1416-nucleotide messenger RNA. RefSeq names its product 5-hydroxytryptamine receptor 3A-like. The record is from RefSeq and is a predicted model, not a curated record. The transcript has 9 exons. Lineage: Eukaryota; Metazoa; Chordata; Amphibia; Anura; Dicroglossidae. Bases 1 to 1416 code for a protein of 471 amino acids. Gene Ontology annotation, molecular function: transmembrane signaling receptor activity; extracellular ligand-gated monoatomic ion channel activity; neurotransmitter receptor activity. Gene Ontology annotation, biological process: monoatomic ion transmembrane transport; chemical synaptic transmission; nervous system process. Gene Ontology annotation, cellular component: neuron projection; synapse; postsynaptic membrane.